This is a messenger RNA of Phytophthora sojae, 198 nucleotides long. RefSeq lists its product as hypothetical. Gene Ontology annotation, biological process: mitochondrial respiratory chain complex IV assembly. Gene Ontology annotation, cellular component: mitochondrion. The coding region runs from base 1 to 198 and encodes 65 amino acids. The record is from RefSeq and is a predicted model, not a curated record. Lineage: Eukaryota; Oomycota; Peronosporomycetes; Peronosporales; Peronosporaceae. The transcript is spliced from 3 exons.
AUGCCGAGUGCCAAGUGGGAGAUCGCGCGCAUCGGCGUGUACAUCACCAUCCCCGUCGUCGCCACCUGCAUCUACGCGCAGCCCGACUGCAUCAACUUCAUCAUCGACAGGUGGCGGUACAUCCAGUACCCGCCGCAGGCCGUGACUCGCGAGGAUUACUACAAGAAAAUGCGCGAGCUUGCCAAGGAGGACAAGUAA